GGGUGGGGGGGCCAUUAAUUGUUCUCCACUUGCACUAUUUCCCUCCUCACAUAUUAUUGCACCCCCUGUCAGAGAAGGAGGCUGGUGGUGUUUUUUUGUGGAUUGUUACCCCUCCCUGGGGUACGAGGGGAUCCUGAAGACACCAGACUUGCUUUGGAGAGGUGGCUUUUAUUACCUGCCCUGAACUGGACACUUACCCUCCCCCCCUUGGGGGGUGGGGCAACAACAGAGGCCGUGACCCGCCUUGGAAUAGUUUGGGCAAAUCGUGGCCCUCAUUGGGGCUUCCCGUUGGGGAAGAAGCCCCCUCCCCUCCCCCACCCUUUCCCCUGUACUGAAUGGCUGCGAUGGCUCCUGCUCUCACUGACCCUGCUCCUGACGCCCGCAAUUUACACUUCAAGCUGGCGCCACCAUCGUCCUCUCUCCCGCUCGGCGAGACGAACGGCGGCUGUUUGCCCCCGCCUGCCCCUCCGGACUUGGUGACGACCUACAGCGCGAACCCCAGGAAGGAGCCUCUGAAACUGGCCGGGGUGUUCGCUCCGCGCUCCAUCCUGUCUCAGUCGCUUUGCCGGGGACGACCUUCCAUCUUGGAACUCAACCUGGAGGAGUUCAGAGGCAUUACCAGUUCUGGGAGAGGGACCCAGGGGGAGCCACUGAAUGGGUUGGCCAAGAAACCUACAAAGCCUGCAGUGGAAAGGCCCCCCAGUCUUGUCUCGCCGACCCUGGAACCCAUGGUCAAAGCCGCACCGGUUCCUUCCAGCCUACCUGCCGCCGUGCAGGAGCAAAAGGGAGCUCCCGGGGAGAUUUGUUCCCAUACUCGCCUCGAGAGCCUCCUACGGUGCCAUGGGGAAAUGGAGGAGCGCGCUCGGUGGCUUCAGAAGCGCCUUCGGUUGGUUCAGGCGAAGCAGGUGGAACGGCAUCUCCAUCAACAGCUUGGAGACUUGGUUGGAGCUGCUCUUGGCCAAAGCCCUCAGACCUCUCGGAAUCGACUCGCCGUGAUGACCCGCAAGGCCGAGGCUCAGCGCAGGGGGGAGGCCGGGGGCAGCGGCACCGAUGCCUUCCUGAAAGGAGCAGCCUUUGAACUAGAAAAGUUGAGCACUUCGGCCUCUGCGGCUCUGAGGGCUUGCGAGGUGGGCUUUGAUUCCGAUGCCACGGAGAGCAGCUCCGGUGGGGACUCUGAUAUUGAAGACGAGGAGCUGGGACGGGCGAACAGCCGGCAGAGCCACGUACCAUUGAAGCGGCGCUGCGCGUGGACCUGGGCCCAAGAGCGAGCCGAUGUGGUGAGCCGGUGGAACUGGCUGCAGGCCCACGUAUCGGAUCUGGAGUACCGGAUCAGGCAGCACACGGAUUUCUACCGGCAGCUACGAGCGGGCAAGGGCCAAGUUGUUCUUGGAGAUUCAUGUUCCUUGGAAACUUCAGAAAACUCUCAGCGCUCCCAGCCUCCAGACGCCAAACCCGCGGCGUCCGCCUCAUCCUCUCAGGACGCGGUGAGAACGGAGAGGGCAAAAACGCCUCGUACCAAAUCGCUGCAGAGGCCUCUUAAUGGAGUCGUAAAUAUCCUCCCCUCUGAGUCUUCAACUCGACGCAGCUCUCAAAGUCAGGAUUCCACCGGCAACAAGUCGACGGCGUCUGCCCCGGACGGAAGCUGCGUGUGCGCGAGGGCAAGGCCGCUUCUCGCCUGUAAGAGGAGGAGGGUUGUGAGACCAGACAGACUUCUGCCGCUUCACAGAAAGGCUCAACGCAGCGUCCCCAAGCUGUGCGACGUCUCCCCAUCAUGUGUAAUGUGUUCCAGUUUCCCGAAUCCCCCUCCGCAGUUCCCGUACGGCGACUCCUUGUGCGAGCGUCUGGCCCUGCUGGACCCCGCCAUCCACCCUGUACUGUCCUUCCCCGCCGACAUCCCGGCCAGUCUGCGAUUCCAGUCGCUUCUCCGCUCCCACAACAAACAGGACAAGGCCAAAUCCAACAAAAAGCUGAAACAGCGCCCUUCGAACCAGCUGCCGGCCACCCCGGAGAUCCUGCGGGGGGAUCGGGUUCCUGGUGGUCUUCACCCUCACAGGUUUUCUCUUCAUCGGCCUCAGCCGGAUCUUCCCCACAAGCAGCACUUGGACUUCCCGGUGCGCAUGCUGAAGUGCGAGAGGUCCUCCAUUCCUCGGCCGGAGCGCUCGACGUCUCUCACCACCCCCCAAACCAAGAAGCGACACUUUCACGAGAGAGAUGGGAAGCAGCACACGGACUCCCUGGCGCACAGUCCCGCUUUGGAGCCCGGCCUGUCCGGACGGCAGUCCCCGCUCAUGCGCCAGCCCUCGACGCCUUCUGAUGGUUCUGCGGGAUUCCAUUCGCAAGCCUCUCUUGCGACCGCCCGGAGAAGACGGACUGAAAGCUCCUAUGACAUUAACAAUAUCGUGAUCCCCAUGUCCGUGGCGGCCACUACCCGGGUGGAGAAGCUGCAGUAUAAAGAGAUCCUCACUCCCAGCUGGCGUGUGGUUCAUAUCACUCCCCUGACUCCAAACGCCGACAAAGAUGUAGAGGAGCUGGAAGAUCUCUCGGACGCAGCCUUCUCGGCGUUGCAUGCGAAGUGCGAGGACUCGGAGCGAGCGCGGUGGCUCACCAGCAGCGCUCCCCCACAGCGACGCGGCAGCAGAACUCAUCGGUCGUCUGAAAGCUCCAACCCGCCUCAGCCUUCGAUGAGCCAUUCCCUGAUGCUGCAGCCGCCGUCCCCCGACACCGGCAGCUGGCACGCCAUCCAAGACUUCUCGCCGCUCAGCCCCGACACCCUCUCCGCGCCGCCGACCCCCACGUCUCGAGACACGUCGCGCUUGCUUUCCGAGGAGACGCAGAGCUCCGUGUCAGACUCGGGACACGAGGAGAGCACUGUGCAGCCGUGGGAGAGGAGGCACUUCCCUCUUCCUCAUCACCCCAAACUGGACCCUUCAGGACCCAGCGAGCCCGUAGACUGGGGGGGGUCUAGGCAUCCGCGCAGAACAUCUUGCGGCUCCAGAACUGCCAAAGAACUAGAGGGACCUCCAUCCUCGCCCCCUUGCCCUCCCUCCAGACCUCGGCCCCAUCACAGAUAAGAUGGCGUGAGGACCGUUGGAAUUUAACCAAGACGAUUCGGCUUCAGAAGAGUCUUCUGUUUGAUAUUCAAACUUUAUCCCCAGGAAAAAAAAAAGCACCAGUUUCACAGUUUUUAGUGAAUUUAAUAACCUUAGAAUCCUAUUUUUCCCUUUCUUUUCUUUUCUUUGUUAAACAGAUGGGUGUAUGUAGGGGUGAGUAGUGCGUUGCUAGUACACAGCGAUGACCCUAAGUGGUUAAAAAGUGUGUUGGGGGGGAUUCUGUGUUCAUUAAGAGGGCGCCGUUGGUGGUCAUUAAAUCCGAUUAUGGC
Molecule: messenger RNA, 3379 nt
Organism: Spea bombifrons (plains spadefoot toad)
Lineage: Eukaryota; Metazoa; Chordata; Amphibia; Anura; Pelobatidae
Gene: KANSL1
Product: KAT8 regulatory NSL complex subunit 1
Exons: 15
Coding region: 336-3071 (911 amino acids)
Cellular component (GO): NSL complex
Molecular function (GO): histone acetyltransferase binding
Source: RefSeq, a predicted model, not a curated record